This is a messenger RNA of Micromonas pusilla CCMP1545, 1727 nucleotides long. It is a transcript of the gene ODA1, whose product is annotated as flagellar outer dynein arm-docking complex protein 1. Bases 42 to 1685 code for a protein of 547 amino acids. NCBI's taxonomy places the organism in Eukaryota, Viridiplantae, Chlorophyta, Mamiellophyceae, Mamiellales, Mamiellaceae. The record is from RefSeq and is a predicted model, not a curated record. The transcript has 2 exons.
CGCGGGCACGCGCGCGCGCACGACCGGGACGACUCGCCGCGAUGGGUCGGGGAGACAUGACGAGCGCCGUCGAGCACGAGCUCGAGGAGCUCCGACGGAAGUACAAGAUCAUGGAAGCGAACCGCAAGGCGUACAGCGAGGACUCGCAGAAUCACAUCCGACGACAGCGGCAGAUCAUCGAUAAGCUCAAGGCGGACAACGCUAACCUGAAAUCCGAGCUCGUCGUGGACCAGCAGGACUCCGGGGCGCCGCCGCCGCUGAGCGUGCAGAACGAGAUCGUGCGCUUGGGCGACUUCGCGGACAUGUACACGCGCAAGAUCGAGAUGGAGAGGAGGCGCGUGGAGGAGCUCGACGAGCACCUGGCGCUCUCGGACGCGAAAAUCUUUGAGCAGAAGAAGGCGAUGGGGGGCGUGAACGCCCCCGCGGAUGACGACAACCGCGUGCACAUGUCCGUCACCGUCCUCGAGAAGAAGGUGGAUAGGACGCUGAUGAACUUCAACGAGGCGCUCGCGAAGAACAAGGCGCUGCGGGAGACGAUCGACAACUUGCGAAGGGAAAAGAUCGGGUUCGAAGCGGUGUACCGCAAACUCGAGAAGGAGCUGCAGGAGAAGAAACGCGAGAUGGCGAGCGUCAUCGACACGUCGAACAUCUCGUACGAGGCGAGAGAUCAGGCGCAGAACGAGAUCGCGGCGAUCCGCGCGCAAGGGGACAAGGAAGCCGCCGCGUUCGACGUCGAGUGGCGGGAGCUCGGGAAGAUCUUAGAGCACGACCGAAAGAUGAAGGAGCUCGCGAUGCGAAACAAACUCAAAGCCGCGGAGCUCGGGCUGUCGCUCGCGGAGGCGUCGGACGAGAAGCUCAACAAGAAGUCGCUCAGAGGGAAGAAGGAGAUCACCGAGAUGGCGAAGAAGGUGGAGACGUACGAGGAAGCGUUCACGAAGAUCCAAGCCGCGACCGGGAUCACGGACAUCGACGACCUCGUGACGUCGUUCAUCGCGGCGGAGGAUCAAAACUUUUCGCUCUUCAAUUUCGUAAACGAGCUCAACCAAGAGCAAGAGAAGCUCGAGGAGCAAGUCCAGGAGCUCCAGGCGGAGAUCCGGAAGUUCCGCGGGAACGGGCCGGACGACGACGGCCAGCGGAAGAAGAUCCUGAAGGAGCUCGAGCAGAAGCUCGAGCGCACGGACGCCUCCACGGCGUCGUACGAGAAGCGGUUCCAGCGCGUCACGUCCAUCGUCCGAGCCCUCGGCGCGGGCGUCUCCUCCAUCUACCACAAGAUCGGCUGCGACACCCCGGAGAACAGAGAGUACCUCGGCGACGACGGCGUCAAGGAGGACAACAUGCUGAUGUACCUGGGGAUCAUCGAGCAGAGGGCGAACGAGAUCAUCGCGGCGUACGUCGCGAAACUCUCCGCGUCGGGCGGCGGAGGGAGGUACGGCGGGAAGAUCGUCGCGCGACCGACCGGGCCGCCGACGCCGCCGAAGGGCGCGAUCGCGGGCGUGAGCAUCGACCCGCCGACGACGGCGCCGGACGACUACGGACGCGACGACGAGAGCGAGGAAGAGGUUGACGACCGACCGCUCACGCGCGAGGAGCUGCAAGAGAAGACGCUGCGGUCGCUGAGCAAGCGCGAGAGUCAGGGCGGCGCCGGCGGCGCCGGCGCGAAGAAGCGAGGCGCGAAGAAGCGAUAGUCUGUCUGUCGUCGUCUGUUGUAUCAUCGAAGGAAAUCGUAC